Molecule: messenger RNA, 2292 nt
Organism: Micropterus salmoides (largemouth bass)
Lineage: Eukaryota; Metazoa; Chordata; Actinopteri; Centrarchiformes; Centrarchidae
Product: formin-1-like
Exons: 4
Coding region: 139-2091 (650 amino acids)
Biological process (GO): actin nucleation
Cellular component (GO): actin filament
Molecular function (GO): microtubule binding
Source: RefSeq, a predicted model, not a curated record
GUAUAGGUGGAAUAACAGCAGCUUGGAUAACUGAAGGUGGGGAGAUGAACCUUUUGUGACAUUUUCACUGAACACUAGCUGCUACCUGUUUUGCUUUGCCUCUCUUUGCUCUCAGUUGGUGUGACACUUUGAACAAUUAUGGACAGUAAUAAUUCAGAUGAACUGGGGAAGCAGCCCCCUGGUUCCAUCAAGAAUGUCUUCAGCAGUUUUUUCAGCCGGGAUAUAUCUGCCUCCUCAGUCACGGACUCGGCUAUACUGACGUCUUUCAAGGAGCUACCAGAUGUGGAGGAUCUUCUUCCUGAAGGUGGUCAAACUAUUAACAGUGAGAACAAACUUCAAGGGAGGAAAGAUAUGCAUCAGGAUAAUAUGACUGCUUUGGGGCAGUGGGAUGAAUCAUCGGAAACCCACAAGGAGUCGGAUAACCAAGUAAAAACAGCAGCUGGAGCCUCGGUUGACCCAGAUGUGGUCCAGGUCACAAGAGUAGAAACGUAUAGUGACACAGAAAAUGAGUAUGAGGAGGCGGCCAACAAUAGCACUGGUCUGUCAGAGAAGAUUACCAGGACCAGUAGGCCUUCUCUACCUGAUGAGGACAAUUAUACAGGAGACCAUGUUGAUGGAGAUAAGCUAAAAGAUUCCAGUAAGGCUGAGGCAGAGUACCAAAUGCCUGUGUUUAGAACACACAACCUUAAGGAGAAAUCCCGCAUAGAAGCUAUUCUAUAUUCAGACAGACUCACCAGCAGAACUAAAUCUAGGACGGCACUUAUCUCUUCAGUUUCCAAACACGGACAUGGCUGUAGUCCUAAAGAGAACACCACCACAUUGUCUGUGGAUGUAGAAACAUGUGCUGCUAGUGAGAAAAGUAGUGACAAUGUGGGAAUGGAUGAAGAAAAGUAUGCUGGCAUAGAUUGCUCUCUGCCCACUUCUUCCAUCAUCUCCGGACAUCUGGAUUUGGAGGCUGCCGGUCAAAAUGCUGCUAUAGCCUUUCCUUUGAAGCAUACAGGGCACCGAGAUAGUACACAGAAGGAGGAGACAUGUGAGGAAAGGGCUGAGACUGAUGAGGGGACUGAGGAAUCUUAUUCCAGCCAGGUGUCCUCCUCUGUUCCAUCCAGCCCCAAGACUCCUGAAGUUGCAGUCCAAGCUGGUAUCACAAAUUACGCUAUAGGGUUUAAAAAACCCACGCCAUUGUCCACAAAGACACCAGAGAGAAACACACCACCUCCAGUUUCAUCUAUUUCCCCCUCCUCUACCUCCUCCACCUCAUCCCCAUCCAGGGGCACGUCACUCUCUUCGCCUCCUUCCUUCCAAAUGCCGGCUCUCUUCAGUGGGUUACGGGUGCUGAAGAAAGGAGCAGUAGGAGAUGACAGGGAGACGAUGUCAGAGAUCAAGCAGAGAGAGAAGGAUGCUGACCUGGCCCUGCUCAGCCUGAAGAAGACGGUAAACAAAGCCAAGCUCUUCCCUGAGCAGAAGACAGCCACUCCAGUCAAAAAACAUGCUGAGCCUAAAACCAUUGCAGAAACUAAAAGCACUGUAAUGGGACAGCUCAGUCAGCUGCUCAACCUAGACAACCAGGAUGAGACCAAAAAGGAUGCUGAUCCUGAACACAGCAAAAAAGAAAGUGGAGAAGAAGUUGUGGGGGAGACAAUUCCAGGCCCAGGAACCCUCACAUCCCCACCAGAAAAAAAGAAAACCUCAGACCUGGCCUAUGAAACCUUCAGGAACAUCUUUGGCCCCAAAACUGUCAAAAUAGAAAAAACAGAAAAGGUGGACCUGGAGGCAGUGAAAAAGAAGAUCAAGAAUGACAAGGAAAACCUGCGGUCUAUUUUUGAGAGAACCUCCAAAUCCCCUGGCAAAGAACUCAAAAGUCCCACAGAGGCUAAUACGGAGGUCACGUCGCCUACAGACAGUGAGGACCGGACUCCAGGGCGUCUGCAGGCUGUGUGGCCCCCCCCCAAACCUAAAGAUGAGGAAGAAAAGGUGGGACUCAAAUACACCGAAGCAGAGCACCAGGCCGCCCUCUUGCAGCUGAAGAGAGAGUGCAAGGAAGAGGUGGAGAGGAUGCAUUUGACUCUCCUGAACACAAGAUGGCACUAAGCAAGCAUGAAAUGUUCAAGCGCAGCAGUUGAACUGGUGUAACUCCACUCAGUAUUUACUUGCAUCACUAGAUGUUGCAUGUUUUACAGUUGCCCAGUAUUUUGUAUAAAUUUUCUUUUGAAUGGAAAUUGACCAACCUGUCAGUUAAGUUUUUUUUGUUUUUUUUAAAGUUGUUGUUUUUUUCUUUCCCGGUGAAACAGU